GAGAGCAGAGCCAGAGACAAAGGAAGGAAGAGAAGGCAGAAGAACUGUGGGUGAUAGACAGGGAAAGAACAUCCUGGGCAUUAGUUGGCACUGUGACCUUCACCUGCAGUGCCAGCACCUUCGCAUUGCACCCUGAUCUAUUGAAGGCCACCUGUCCUGCAUCCUUCUUGGGGGCAGUCUGGUCCUGCUAACCCUUUCAGUGCCCAGCGUCCUGUCCUUGGUACCUGCUAACCCAACACCUUCUGGACUGUCUGUAGCAGCAUGGCAUUUCUGUAGCAACUUGUAACUUCAAACCUUAGGAUGGUGCAGCACAAGACUGUUGGGGGGAACCCAAAGACACCUGAUGCUGUUCCUGGGGGGCCCAGCUGGUGUAAGACCCCUAGUGGGCACAUCAAACGUCCAAUGAAUGCCUUCAUGGUAUGGUCUCAGAUAGAGAGGCGGAAGCUUAUGUCUCUGUGCCCCAACAUGCACAACGCUGACAUCUCUCGCAGCCUUGGCCAACGCUGGAAGUUACUGGAGGACACAGAUAAAAUCCCAUACGUUCGAGAGGCAGAACGUCUGCGACUCAAACACAUGGCCGACUAUCCCAACUACAAAUACCGACCACGCCGGCGUACUAAGGAUCCAGCUAGCAGAACACGUGCCAGACUGCCCCGUACAACGUCUAGGUGCCAACCUGCUCCCUCGCCAUGCCAGUCGGAAGUGAAUCUGGGAUCCAGCAUGCACUGGGGGGAGGAAAACCCUGAGUGGGGGGGGCACAAAGGCGGCCAAUCAGAAGAGACGCAGAAUCGGGAGUCAUCAGCACGCAGCCCAGAGGUGCCCCCCUACACCCAUGCCCGCUCUUUGCCCUCUUCCCCAGAGCCAGUUGAAGAUGAUGAGGCCCUGGAGGAAAGUCUACCCGAAUUCUGUUCAGGGUCCCUUUGCGUCCCACAAGAGAGAGAGCUUCUUCCAAGCAGCGGGUCCCAUUUCGAGUUUCCAGAUCACUGCACCCCCGAGGUGGUGGAGAUGAUAUCUGGGAGUGGCCUCCUCGGAAGUGUGUCUGACCUCGUGUUCUCCUUCUGAAUUGAGACCCCACGUCCCACAGAGAGGCGUCGGCAGCAGGUAACACCUCGUGGAACUGUCCAUCAUGGACUCCUCCCGGCAACAAGAAAAGGUGAACGCAUGGAACACUCUCACUCUCUGCAAUCUCUGAGCACUUUCCGUCCUGACUGUCUCUCCAGGCACUUAUACUACAGUUUCUCAGGGUGCUCUCUGCUGUCUCUUUCAGCUUGUGGCUCACAGACAGGCUUCCCUGCUUUUGCUCACAUCGCUGUCUGAAUUUUUGCCUGUCUGUCUAAGCACUCUCAUGCUGUCUGCUAGUGCACUCUUUCUAGCUGUCCCUCGAAAGAGUUUUCUUUCAUUCCAAACUGAGCGCUCUCUCCUGUGCUGCCGUCUUCAGGGCUGCAAUACAGACAGACACACUGUGCACAUACAUGUCUACACGCAAAUGUACACUGCGCGUGUCGUUGUCUGUCUGUCAACCUCGCCCUGAACUCAAGACAGGUGCGACAAACUCAGAGUUAAGAGACAGGUAAGGCCAUACAGACUGGUGUGUGUACAAGCCUGUCUGCCUAUCUGUCUGUCUGUCUUUCU
Messenger RNA from Bufo gargarizans (Asiatic toad), 1632 nucleotides. RefSeq names its product SRY-box transcription factor 12 (gene SOX12). Lineage: Eukaryota; Metazoa; Chordata; Amphibia; Anura; Bufonidae. Bases 301 to 1062 code for a protein of 253 amino acids. Gene Ontology annotation, biological process: positive regulation of transcription by RNA polymerase II; cell differentiation; anatomical structure morphogenesis. The transcript has a single exon. The record is from RefSeq and is a predicted model, not a curated record. Gene Ontology annotation, molecular function: DNA-binding transcription factor activity, RNA polymerase II-specific; RNA polymerase II cis-regulatory region sequence-specific DNA binding.